This is a messenger RNA of Toxorhynchites rutilus septentrionalis, 916 nucleotides long. Its product is annotated as steroid receptor RNA activator 1-like. The record is from RefSeq and is a predicted model, not a curated record. Gene Ontology annotation, cellular component: nucleus. The coding region runs from base 112 to 834 and encodes 240 amino acids. Gene Ontology annotation, biological process: regulation of transcription by RNA polymerase II. NCBI's taxonomy places the organism in Eukaryota, Metazoa, Arthropoda, Insecta, Diptera, Culicidae. The transcript has 3 exons.
CACAUCCCGAAUAGAAAAACCGUGCGAAGAGUUUCACACUUGAUUCAUUUCGUUCCAUCUCGAUAACUGUUGAACUAUUCUGUGAUAUUAAUAAGUGUUAUUUUCAAAACAAUGACCGAUGAGAACUAUCGCAGUGCUACCAAAUCACAUGAUCCCGGCUGGAAUGAUCCCCCGAAGCUAAGCUACAACAGUCCAGGUGGGACACUGGGUCACCCCACCAAGCUCAACCUGAACAAACGGGUUGCAUUUCCAAUGUCGAAGCAAACUCAACCGAGUCACCCAUUACUGCCGGACGGUACACUGCCGAAAGUCGUACCUACUGCCCCUAUCGGAGUGCUUAGUUCUACCCCACCCGGUGUUAGUGUCGCUGGGCGAUCUGCAUCACCCAUGGUCGUAGGAACUCCUCCGAAGUCAAAUGAAUUUCGCAGAACAAGCGUAACUUCUAACCAGUCUGAAUUACUGGCAUAUCCGGAGGAUAAAGAUAUGAUGAACUUUGUUGGAACAACUCUCGGGGAUUUUACGUUGAAACUGGAGAGUUCCAAGCAGGCAGAGAUUCAGAAACGACUAGACGUCAUCCAGCGAAGCUGGGCCGAUGGAAAAAUUCGAGAGGCAUUAGGCAAAAAGUUGUAUCGUUUGGCGAAAGAGCUUACCGAAGGACGAGCGACUGAGGCGAACGAGAUCCAUCGGUCCCUUAUUGUCGAGCACGGUAGUGCUUGCGUACAAUGGGCACCAGCACUGAGACAGCUGGUGUUACUGAUCCCCAAACAGCCGGAAGAAAUCCCACAAGACGCCGCCAGUGCCAGCACUGAUUCGGCGAUACUAAAUCCACUUUGAUUGGUGGAGUUAGUAUUCCCACGCUUUGGUUUCACAGUACUCUCAUUUAUGUUCCAAUAAAGUGUUAUUUCAUAUUAAUGUA